Molecule: messenger RNA, 2331 nt
Organism: Dujonia railenensis
Lineage: Eukaryota; Fungi; Ascomycota; Pichiomycetes; Serinales; Debaryomycetaceae
Source: the annotation of a GenBank genome assembly
AUGUUGUUUUUUGAUCUACCAUUUAUAUUGGUUUGUGCCUUACUCACGUCGCUGGUACGUGCGGUUUCUCACAUUACAUCGUCAUCCCUUUUGACAUGUAUGGACAAUUCACAGUUCAGUGCAUCGCACUUUGAAGUUACAUAUUACCCCCAUAACAGUUCAGUGACAUUUGAUAUCACUGCCAUCUCCAGUAUUAACGCUAAUAUAACGGCCAAUGUUGAAGUCAUUGCCUAUGGGUUAAAUAUAUUAACGAAGAACAUUUCAUUGUGUGACUUGAGUUUCGAUACCACGUCGUCGUCAGUUUCUGGACUCUGUCCUUUCACAACGGGGCACAUUGAACUCUCAUCAUCGUAUACGCUUAGUAAAUCUGUCACCUCGCAAAUCCCAGGUAUCACUUUUGGUAUCCCUGAUUUAGAUGCAAGAGUAAGAGUCUUGUUGAUCAACGAUGAUACCGGUGAGUCUUUAGCAUGUGUUGAGGCCAUCUUGAGUAAUGGUAAGACUGUGCAGACCAAGUACGCUGCCUGGCCAAUUGCUGCAAUCUCUGGUUUAGGUGUCAUUACUUCGGGUGUUGUAUCAGUCAUUGGUCACUCCAAUACUGCUGCUCAUAUUGCUUCCAACUCCAUGAGUUUGUUCGUCUACUUCCAAUCGCUUGCUAUUACUUCAAUGAUGGCCGUUGCCUACUGUCCACCAAUUGCGGCAGCUUGGUCUCAAAACUUCCAGUGGUCCGUGGGUAUCAUUAAGUUAGGAUUUAUCCAAAAGAUAGCCAACUGGUACAUGCAGGCUACCGGUGGUACUCCAACUGAUGUACUUGGAUCCACUUAUUUGUCUGUUUCCGUACAAAAGAGAAAACUGAAGAGAGAAUUGACAGCAGAAUUCAUUGGUAACAUCUAUGAAAAACAAUUGAAGAACAACUUCUUGACUGUUUUCGACAAGAGAGCCUCUAUUUCCUUGGACAGUGAUACUUUUGGAUACAGUGACAACUUGAAUUCAACGUUAUACACUACCAACGAAAAGGAUGCCAACGUUUCAAGUAAAAUUUUAGUGUUGAGAGGAAUUCAAAGAGUGGCAUACUUGGCAGGAAUUGAAAUUACCUCGUUAUUUAUGACCACGAUUAUCUUUUUAAUUUUUUUCGGUUUUGUCAUGAUUGUAUUUUUGAUGCUUUUCAAGGCCGUUAUCGAGAUUUUAAUUAGGUCGAAAAUGAUGAACGAAGGGAAAUUCAAUGAGUAUAGACAACAAUGGACCAUCAUUAUUAAGGGGGCUCUUUACAGAUUGCUCUUGAUUUCUUUCCCUCAAGUGGCUGUUUUAUCUAUUUGGGAAUUUACUGAAAGAGAUUCUGGUGGAACCAUUGCAAUUGCUGUCUUCCUCUUACUUGUGAGUGUAAUUUUGUUAUACCAAGCUGCAAUCAGAGUAUUUUUGAUGGGUAGAAAGUCAGUUAAACAAUUUAGAAAUCCAGCAUAUUUACUUUAUGGUGAUGCCAAAUUUUUAAACAGAUUUGGGUUUAUCUAUGUUCAAUUCAGAGCAGAUUGCUACUACUACGUCUUGAUCGCACUUUCCUAUAUCUUCUUAAAGUCACUUUUCGUUGCAGUGUUACAAAAACAUGGUAGACCUCAAUCCGUGCUCAUAUUUGCAGUGGAAUUAUUUUACAUGAUCGGGUUAUGCUGGAAAAAGCCAUACAUGGAUAAGCGUACCAAUGCUUUCAACAUCACAAUCUCCGUGAUUAGUACAUUGAAUGCAUUGUUUUUCAUGUUUUUCUCGUACAUUUUCAAUCAACCACACGUUGUUGGUUCUGUCAUGGCUGUUGUGUACUUCGUGCUUAAUGCAGUAUUUGCAUUGUUUUUGUUAAUUUUCACGAUUGUAACGUGUGUAUUGGCAUUGAUAUACAAGAACCCAGACACAAGAUACCAACCAAUGAAGGACGAUAGAGUUUCGUUUAUUCCAAGGUUUGAUAACCCUAAGGGUGGUGAUAAAUUGAAUCUGCCAGAUGGUAGAGACGAUGGAAUGGAAUUAAUGGCUUUGGGAGCAACUGCCAUGAAGGGACAUGAAAAUGCUCAGUCAAAUAAUAAGAAUUAUGAAGAUGAUUCAAUAUUUGAGGAAGACUCAGUUUAUCGUAACCAUGCUAAUAGGUUCAAUUCCAAUAGUAACUCCGCACUGACCGAUUCAGUCUUGAACAAUCGCGCGGCUGGAGAAAGAGACUCAUAUUAUGAAUCUUAUGAACCAACUGAACCAACAAGCACAAUCACAGGGAACGGAGCCGGAAUGAAUCCAUAUCAAAAUUAUUUAGGGAAUAGGAACAAUCAAUACGCCAAUCAUAAUGUUGCCUUCAAACAUUAG